Messenger RNA from Stegastes partitus (bicolor damselfish), 4228 nucleotides. RefSeq names its product DBF4-CDC7 kinase regulatory subunit (gene dbf4). Gene Ontology annotation, molecular function: zinc ion binding; protein serine/threonine kinase activator activity; nucleic acid binding. The transcript has 13 exons. The coding region runs from base 98 to 1981 and encodes 627 amino acids. Gene Ontology annotation, biological process: positive regulation of nuclear cell cycle DNA replication; regulation of cell cycle phase transition. The record is from RefSeq and is a predicted model, not a curated record. Gene Ontology annotation, cellular component: Dbf4-dependent protein kinase complex. Lineage: Eukaryota; Metazoa; Chordata; Actinopteri; Pomacentridae.
GGCGAAGCUGUGAGUCCGCUGGAGAGCCGCGGCUGUGAACGGGGCAGAAGAGGACUUUGGGUUAUGUUGACCGAAUAGAAAAAAUAUUUAUUUCUCCAUGAAAGAGAAUAAAAUGAAGCCGAAACGCACCCAGAGGCCAACAGGAGCCAAGUGGGAAGGAAAAGGUGGAAGUGCCGGCGAUAAGACGACGCUGAGCCACAUGAAGAUAACGUCGCUCGUGUCUUCUGCUGCUGCACAAGUCAAACCCUUUGCUGGGAAGGUGUUUUACUUGGACCUGCCGUCAAACAGAAUAGCAGAGAGGCUGGAGGCUGACAUCAAAGACCUGGGAGGGAUUGUUGAGAAGUUCUUCAGUAAGGAAAUUAAGUAUUUGGUGUCGAACAAGCGGGAGGCUCGCUACGUUCGUUGCCUCAGACAUGACUCUCCAGUGCCGAGCCCCGACUCUGGACAGAGUUCACCACAGCCUCGAUCCAACCCGCGCCGACCCGACGUCAGCGGGGACAGCAAAAGCAGGUCCCAGGUUCAAACAGAUGCCUUUGCCACGAGCCGAGGGAAGUCUUUGGUGGAGAGAGUAGUGAAGGAGCAGGAGAGGGUACAAAUGAACAAGAUCCUGUCAAAUGCUCUGGAGUGGGGUGUGAAAAUCCUCUACAUAGAUGAUGUGUUGGCUUAUGUUCAGAAGAAAAAAAGGAUCAUCAGCAGCAGCCAGGUUCCUGCAGCUGCUGCAUCCAAAACAACCAUACGUUCACAGGUCAAAGCUGAGCCAGCAGCAAAGCAAGUCUUUCAGAAAUGCAAAGGGGGGAGGAUCAGUAAACCUUUCAUCAAGGUUGAAGAUUCAAGCAGACACUACCGUCCAAUCUACCUCACGAUGCCAAACAUGCCAGAGUUCAACCUGAAGACUGUCGCUCCCUGCAGCCCCUUCUGUCCCGACGAGAAGGAUCCUGUUGGAACCAAGCAGCGAGGACAUAGAGGUGCGAAGGCCUCGGGCAGCGAGGAGAAAGCUCACGGCCGAAAGAAGAACCGAGACAAGAAACGAGGCGGCUACUGCGAGUGCUGCAUGAUCAAAUACGACAGCCUCACAAUGCAUCUGCAGAGCGACCGUCACAAGGCUUUCUCCAAGAGUGAUAAAUACUCGGUGGUGGACGGACUGGUCUCGGCCCUGAGCUGCAACUUCGUCCACAUCAGAACCAAAGUUAAAAGACCAAAGUGCAGCGUUUCCUCUGUUCUGAUUGUUCCUGGACCACGUGGGAGAACUGACCUCGGGCAGAAGGGAGAUCUUGAUCCCUCAGAGACUGUUGACGGAGACGAGGGAUCGCAUUCAGGACACAAUUUAAAAAAGACAUCGACGCCUGAUUCUGCAUCUCUGAUUCUCAGAGAGCGCUAUCCGAGGAACUGCAACACCUACUGGGACAGGUCCAAGCACAAAUCUCUCGCACGAAAGCGGCCAUGCAGACAGGAUUCUUGUACGCAAAAAGCCAAACAGGCUCAAGUUUCUCGGGUGAAGCUGGAAACGGACCACUCUUUUCCCUUCAGAGUUCCACAGACCGACCAGGAGGACCUAACAUCUCACCAAGACAGGAACACUCGCCUCCGUAGUGUGGAUGCACGGAAUGAAAUAUCCUCAAAAAGCAUCGACGAGGAGACAAAUGUACACGAGGAUCCUGAUUUGAAAAAGGAUCCGUUGCUGUUUGAGGCCGCUAAGGACAGAAAUGUUUCACCAGAGACGGUCGCCGUAAAUAAUCUCUCAGAAAAGGAAGAAGAAGAAGAAAGCCGUCCUACACAAAGCUUCUCUUUGGUCCGAAAGAUUCAGAGGAGAGUCAGAGUUUAUAAGCGCAAGAGACGGAAAGUGGACACGUCCGUUGAAAAGCCGAGAGACGAUCCUGACUCCAUGCUGAGUCUGUGGAAGCUUUUCCAGUCCAGCGAUGACAUGGACGUGGAGUUUCAUGGAUUUCCAGACAAGGAGAGGUCAAAUGAACUGAAGGGAUAAGCUGGACUGUCUGUUCCAGAGACUACGCUGGUCUUUAGAUUUUUGUUGUAUUUGAAAAACAUGUUAAAAAAAAAGACGAUGGAAGGAUCCACACAGGCUUUCGGUUUACCCCCUGCUACUGAUAAACGGCAGCUACUGGUUCACGUUAACAUUUUCUUUGCAGAGUAUAGUAAGCUUUAAAGUGAAAAGAUCACAUCUCAGCAGGAGAAUUACUUUUAACAGUGGUGAUAAAAUGUAAAAUUUUUGACAUUAUACACAUUGUUUUUAUUUGCAACCCUUCGCUGACAUUCAUUUGGCAUUUUGAUUUUAAACUCAAAACAUGCACAAUAUAAAAUAUCACCUAAAUGUCAGAAGAGACGAAUUACAUCACCUUAAUAGUUCCAUUAUUUAACAGUAGAGUAACUUCUAAACUAAUAGUUCAUAUUUACUUUAUUAACAAUACAGACUCCACCGUAAGUUCACAUCUUUCCUUUUUUAACACUUGCUAAUUAAACUUUCUAAUGAUUGGGAUGAAUAUUAUGCUGGAAUAUUCCUCUUCUUCGAACAAUAUAUAUAAAUGUCAUCUCCCAAACAGCUUUUGCACUUAUGCAGCCCCUUAUCAUCAUCAUGCUGCCACCUCCGUGCUUUACUGUCAGGACUAUGCAUUCACUAGAUGCUAGACUCCAUCUAAACCAAAUUAAUCUUGGUCUCAUCCAAGAUGUGCUCCCAACAAUCAUCAGGCUUCUGUUCAGGUUCUUUAGCAGUUUCAUCUUGCAGUUUUGCACCAAAGAGUAAGUAAGGGUGUUUUAUUAGAUGCCGUCCAUUGAGUUUGAUGUUGUGAAGUGUCUGAGCUUCACAGAAACUCUGAUUUCCAUUGAUAACCCCUCUACCAAGUCUGAAGCAGCUGCCUUUGUCUGUUCAUCAGGGUUUUAUUGCGACCACUGCAGCCCUGAUUAGUGCUACUGUGGCUCCUUCUCGACCUCCUGAUCACUGCUGCAGAUGAUUUUUAGUUGAUCUUUCUGUAACAUUUUCCAUCUUUUUAAAGUCUCACAAUCAGAUUUUUCAGCUCCUCUUGUUCAGUUAUUUUCCGUGUGGAGCCAAGAUGUAGACAUGCAGAUAGAAACAGCUCUUAGGUCCAAAAGUGAGGAUCUUUCUGAACCAUAUUUGUGCACUUGGACUGAUUGGACAUCACAGGUGGACUAGUUUUAGUGAUCACAAGUGGAUUCACUUUUGUUGCACUUUGGGGACUAAAUUUUCACUGUGGACUUUCUACAGUACUUGUUUUAAUUGUUCAUAAGAGGAAAUAAUCUACCUUUCAAAUUAGAAAUAAUGCAGUUAUUAAGAAGUGAUAGAUUUUUUACUCUUCUGACAUUUAAGUGAUAUUACACGCUCACUUCUGUUUGUACAUUAUUGUCAUUUUCGUAAUUCUGACAGGGCAGUAAUUUUCCAGCACGGAUACCAUUUAUUGCCACUAGAAAAACAGUUUUACAGAAAGGUUUAUUUUUAUUGUAUUGCGGUCUUUUCCUCUGAAUAGUGAAUGUCUAAAGAGCAACAGUUGGAGGAGAAAAAAAAGGCAGCUCAGGUCAAAACAAUAACCUUUAGCACAUCUUUCCAACCACAGGGGACGGCUGGUGUCUGUGUUACAGUAAUAAAAUACAUGUGCUCAUUGUGUAUAUGUGAUGAAUGUGUGGUAUUUGACAUUUUAGGAUUCGUCCUAAGUGCACUUCUUAAUGACCUGCCUUCACGUGUCUUUUUAUUUAUUUAUUUUCCCCCUGAUGCAUUAGCUCAGCGUCUCCCCUUUUUUCCCUGCGUUUAGUGCAUUAGCGCAGCGUCCUUGUUCCCCCUUGCCGCUCUCAAAUGGACGCUCCGGGUCAAAUGGGAGCCUCUGUGCCACUGGCGUUAAGAAAAUGAGUGUGUUUCUGAGGUACAAGCACAGCAGAACUACAAACGAAAAGGGGUGAACGUGGGCGUUUAUGUCGUACGGAUGGAACCCUGCUGCUGCUGCUGCUGGGAUUUAUCAGCAGAGUGCACAACCUCUACCUUCAAACAUGAUAUACCUGCAGAUUUGAGCUUGUUGCAUAUAGGAGGAUGCCAGUAAACGCCUCAAUAUUAACUAAUAUGCUGAUACUGUCACGAUGCAGAGUUUAUCCACCAGAGGGCGCUGAAAAGUUUAUUUUUCAUUCAUCCCCAUGCAAACUUUUGAUUUAUAGUGACUUUUUUAUUCAUCAAAUAAAACUCUUAAGGCUGGAAAUGGCACAAGAGUAAAAA